Molecule: messenger RNA, 480 nt
Organism: Ilex paraguariensis (yerba mate)
Lineage: Eukaryota; Viridiplantae; Streptophyta; Magnoliopsida; Aquifoliales; Aquifoliaceae
Source: the annotation of a GenBank genome assembly
AUGGUUUGUGUCUUCUCUGUUCCAUUGAUUCUAGACGAAGUCCCGACGAUAUGGUCUACUGUUGUUUCGUGGUUGAAACCGCCGUACCUGUACGUCAUCAUCAAUGGCAUCAUCAUCACCAUCGCCGCCUCUUCACGGUUUGGCCACAAACUAGAUGACGAGCACACUCAAUCCGAGCCGUUGGUCCCAUCCAGGCCUUUACAAUCAGAUCUCGUCGCCGUGUCGGCUCAACCUGAGUUCGGUGAUGUUGAGGAGAGACAAAUGGUGGUGUAUGAGAGUGAAGAGAAGGUUUUGGAGGUGGUGAAUGGUUCGGAGAUUGUUGCAGAUGAUGAUGAUGAUGAAGAAGAUUUGUUCGUUCUCUCGAGGUCUUCGUGGACUCCUUCGCACCGGAAAAUUCCUCAGGGAUUCAAACGGAACUUCUUUCGCGAGCGACGGAGAAACCUCUGGUUUCUGCUAGAUUUGGUCACCGGAAACCAGUAA